AUGUUCAAGAGGACGCUGACGCAGGUGUCCACUUUGGGUCCAUUCAACAGAGAAUACCGAAAAACCUUUGGUCAUAAACUCCGUGACCUGAUAUCUGAGAUAGGGUCCAAAUGCUCUCCCAUUAAAAAAUACAUUUUCCCCAAUUUUAUUGCAGUGCAUUAUUUUUACAUCAUAUUGUUAACCAUUAUAUCGUCCAUACUGAUGUAUCCAGUCAAGAAUUCCAGAUAUAUCGACAUUUUAUUCCUGGCAACCGGUGCGACAACACAAGGUGGACUGAAUACAGUCAACGUGAAUGAAUUGACAUUGUAUCAACAAUUGGUCAUUUAUUUGACCUGUAUAAUGGCAACACCGAUUGUUAUACAUGGAUGUUUGGCGUUUGUGAGGCUGUAUUGGUUUGAAAGAUAUUUUGAUGGGAUUAGAGAUUCAUCAAAGAAGAAUUUUGAAAUGAGAAGAACAAGAACCAUAUUGGAAAGAGAAUUGACUGCGAGGACGAUUACGAAGAAUAGAACAAAUAUGUCUCAAAAUAGUAGGUAUUCAAGGCAACCAAAUUUUGGAAACGGCUCUCAGAGAGAUGAUUUCCAGGAAAAGUUGUUUAGCGGGAAAAUGGUCAAUAGAGAUGAAAAUGAUGUAUUGUCAAGGAGGCCGACAAAUAUUCGAGAUGAUAGUUCUAGAUUCAAAAAUAAACUGUCCCGAGAAGAUAACAUGACCGGUAAUAAUAGUCGUCAUGCAAUAAAAUUUCAAGAUCAAGAGCAAAACAAUGAUAAUAAUAGUGACCAUUUUAUACGAGAACAGGAGAAAUUUGUUCAGAGAAGGCACUCCCAGGAUAUAUCACCAACGGAUAUGUAUAGAUCUAUCAUGAUGUUGAGAAAUCAACAUGAAGAACAUGCUGAAAAUGAAGGACCCGCUCUUGUUAUUAAAGCUCCUUCAGGUAGUGACGAUAAAAAAGGUAAUGAUAAUAAGAAUACCCAUUCUGAGCGUAUCACUGGUGAAAAUUCAAGCUCUGUCAAACAAAGUAGAGAAACUAUCAGUAACGAUAAUACCGAUCAUGAUGAUAAUGAUGCUGAUGAUGCUGAUGAUGCUGGAUUGACAAGUAACGUAUCCUAUGGCGGAAGUUUGAGUGAGGUAGCUACAGGCAGCGAAAGUAGUCAUGAUAUAGCUGAUGAAACGACGGAAGAAGGGCUAACCAGUCCAUUUAGUACAGAAGAAAGCUUCAAUUCUGUGAGUCCGCAAAGUAGAUCUAAAUCACCUCUACGAAAUCUUUCAAUGAAUAAAGGGUUUAAUUCAACAUCUGAAUUGAAUAACACAGAUGAAAACCACGUGCAUUAUACUACAGAACCAACUAUUCAAUUUGAUAUUUCCAAACCGCCAAGAAUUGAUAGAAGGAAACGAAAGCUAGCUCCUAAACCUAGGCCGUCAUAUUUUGGUUAUACAAAAAGAUCAAGCAGAAAUAUUCUAAAACAUAUUCCAAAAGGGAGAAGAUUCAGAAAACACCUCAAGAGAAGAUUAUCAACAAAUUCUGUUGCUAAGCCUAAUAACGAGGAAUUGACUGGCAAGAGUCCAGUGGAACAUCCAGAAGAAUCUGAUGACGGUGAUUUUGAAGAAUAUUUUGCCGAUAAUGAAACAGAUGAAGACGAGAUAAACCAACCGAUUCAGACAUAUCGCCCUCCACCUCCUAGACACCGGUCCUCAUCUUAUCACAAUACAGAUAUCAGUGUUAUUACAAAUGGUUUAAAGAAGUCAAAAACUUAUGACAUGGCUCUUUCAAAGGAGUUAGAUGAGCUAUCACAAAAGCCUGAUUUUCAAAAAAUGGUUUAUCAGAAUUGGAAGUCGAAGCACAAGAAAAAUGCAAGAUUCCCACAUAUCUACCACACUAAGACCGGUUUGACCGCAACAACUGAUAGUGAGGAUCAAAGAAACCUUUCCUCUUCUAAUGGCGAUAAUAGUUUGAAUUCACAAGAUUAUGAUGAUUCUGAGCUCGAAAGUAGGUAUAAUACAACUGGAAUGUACGAUGGAGAAAACAGCGAACGUGAUAAUGGUUUGGACGAAGAAGCCAACUAUUACGGUCUUCAUUUUGAUCCAGAUGUGAAUUUAACGCCUUUGCACGCACCAUUUUCAAGAACAAUGAGUACAAACUAUUUAUCAUGGCAACCAACAAUUGGACGUAAUUCGAAUUUUUACAAUUUAACACAAAGUCAAAAAGAUGAAUUGGGAGGUGUUGAAUAUCGAGCUAUUAAGUUACUGUGCACUAUUUUACUAGUUUACUAUAUCGGAUUCAACAUCAUGGCAUUUGUCAUGUUAGUCCCAUGGAUUUGUGUUAAAAAGCAAUACAUUGCAAUUGUUCGUAGCGAUGGUAUCUCACCUGCUUGGUGGGGCUUCUUUACUGCAAUGAGUUCUUUUGCAGAUUUGGGUCUUACCGUUACCCCAGAUUCAAUGAGUUCCUUUGAUACUUCUAUUUAUCCUCAGAUUGUGAUGAUGUGGUUUAUUAUCAUCGGUAAUACAGGGUUUCCCGUACUCCUAAGAUUUAUCAUUUGGGUAAUGUUUAAAUUAGCCCCCGAUUUAUCGCAAAGAAAGGAAAGUUUGGGAUUUUUGUUAGAUCAUCCUCGUCGUUGUUUCACAUUAUUAUUUCCAAGUGCAGCCACUUGGUGGUUAUUGAUUGUGCUUCUAGCUCUUAACAUCACUGAUCUUAUUUUGUUUGUUAUCUUAGACUUCAGCUCCUCUUAUUUGAAAGGUAUUAGUCGAGGCCACAGAGUUUUGAUGGGUUUAUUUCAAGGUGUGUGCACAAGGACAGCCGGGUUUUCUGUGAUGAAUAUAAGCGAUAUGCAUGCCUCUAUUCAGGUUUCGUAUAUGUUAAUGAUGUACGUCUCAGUAUUACCGCUAGCAAUUUCUAUCAGAAGGACAAAUGUGUAUGAAGAGCAAUCUCUAGGGAUCUAUGGAGAUGUUGUCAAUCCAGAAGAUGUGGACGGCGAAGAGGAUGAAAAUGAUGAUGAAGACGAGGAAGAUGAAGAAUAUGAGGACGACACCCAUAGUAGCGAGAACUCAAAAGAUAAUACAUCUAAUUCAAGCUCCUCGACACCAAAGAAGAAAAAUUCUGAUAAAAAACCAUCUGCAACAUCGUUUAUUGGAGCACAUUUGAGGAGACAACUAUCAUUUGAUUUGUGGUAUUUAUUCCUUGGUUUAUUUGUUAUUUGCAUUUGCGAAAAUAAUAAAAUCAAAGAUAUUAAUUCUCCUAAUUUUAACGUAUUUGCUAUUCUAUUUGAACUAGUAAGUGCAUACGGGACAGUUGGUCUAUCAUUUGGUUAUCCAAAUACCAAUGAAUCAUUUUCAGGAAGAUUUACUACAUUAUCCAAAUUAGUCAUUAUUGCGAUGUUAAUUAGAGGUAGAAAUAGAGGUCUUCCAUAUUCCUUAGAUCGUGCCAUCAUUCUUCCAAGUGAAAGGUUGGAACAUAUAGAUCAUAUUGAGGAUCUAAAGCUGAAGAGAAGAAGAGCUUCUACAAAAGAUAGUGACGCUAUGACAGGUUACAUCAAGAAAAAUACUAGAUGGUUAAGACAUGGCAUCCGGAAGGGUAUAAGACGAUCGAAUACCGUUCACUCCGGUCCCUCUCGAGAUGCAUACUUAAUGCACGAUAUAUCUUAA
Messenger RNA from Naumovozyma castellii, 3633 nucleotides. It is a transcript of the gene TRK1, whose product is annotated as Trk1p. Lineage: Eukaryota; Fungi; Ascomycota; Saccharomycetes; Saccharomycetales; Saccharomycetaceae. Bases 1 to 3633 code for a protein of 1210 amino acids. The transcript has a single exon. The record is from RefSeq and is a predicted model, not a curated record.